AUGAGCAUCCGCAAUGUACAGGGAGAGGGUCUUCAGCGCAUGAUCGCCAUCCUUGGCGCGGUCGCGUUUCUGAUUCAAGGAUAUAACCAGUCAGUUAUGAAUGGCUUCACUACGUUGCCCAGUUUUCUGGCCGCCAUUCCGGAGGUCGAUACUGUCAACACUACUGGCGCGCAGGCGUCGCAUAAUUCCACGAUCUUAGGUCUCGUGGUGGCUAUUUUUGAAUUGGGUUCUGCUAUUGGUGCUCUCUCAUGCCUAGCUAUUGGUGAUAGGCUUGGUCGUCCUAAGACGAUGCUGGUAGCUGGAGUCAUCUGUACAAUUGGUGUGGUUAUCCAAGCAUCCACUUACUCCCUCGCGCAAAUUCUAGUUGGCAGAAUCGUUACUGGUGUUGGAAUCGGUCUCUACACAGGAACUGUUCCGAUGUAUGUGAGCGAGUCAUCCAGUGCCACAAAGCGAGGACAGCUUGUGCUGGUAGAAGGUGUCUUUGCACUAAGUGGUCUGGCCAUCGCAUCAUGGGUCAAUUUUGGCAUGUUUUAUACAACAGGCUCAGUCAGCUGGAGAUUCCCCAUCGCUCUUCAGCUGGUGUUCAUUAUCAUCAUUGUUUCACUCACCCCAUGGCUCCCGGAAUCUCCUCGAUAUCUAGUCAAAAAGGGGAGAAUUGAAGAAGCAACCACUAUUAUGGCAAGAUUGCUAGGCCUCCCUGAAGACGACACUCAGGUGUCCAAAGAGAUUGCUGUCAUCCAAGCUGCUCUUGCCAGAGACGCCGGGCAUCGCGAAAAGCAUUCCUCCAAUCCUUUCUCAAUGAACGAAAACAGACACCUCCACCGACUGUUGAUCGCGGCCAGUGGAACUAUGAUCACUCAAAUGACCGGUAUCAAUGUGAUCGCAGGUUAUUCCACGUCGAUCUUCGAGGAGACUCUUGGUUACUCGGGCAGCGAUGCUAGAAUUUUCUCUGCCUGUCUGCAGAUGGCUUUGGCACUAGGCGCCUUGACCGCGAUUUUCCUGGUCGACCGAGUUGGCCGUCGUCCGAUGAUGCUGUUCUCCACAGGCUCUAUGGUUAUAGCCCAGGCAGCUGUUGCAGGCUUGACAUCGAAUUUGUCGAACCCGGCUACAGGCAAAGCAGCUGUGUUCUUCUAUUUCUUCGCCAUGUACUUCCUCCCCAUCGGCAUGUUCAUUAUGCCAUUCAUGUACGGCUCGGAAAUUGCUCCUCUGUCGAUCCGUCACAUUCUUGCCGCGGCCACAGCCGUGUCUAGCUGGCUCUUCAACUUUAUGGUGGCUGAAGUCACUCCUGUUGCGCGCGACAAUAUUGGUUGGAAAUAUGAUAUCGUGUAUGCUGCAACCAGCACGGCGGGCUGUGUACUCAUCUACCUGUUCUAUCCCGAGACCCGAGGCCGAUCAUUGGAGGAGAUUGAUGAGAUUUUCCGUCAGUCCAAGUCUAUCUGGGAUCCUGUCCGUGUGGCCAAGAAGCUCCCCGUCGGCUUCGAUAUGCUAGAAACCAUUGAUCCUUCUUCAAAGGAGGCUUCGAGCCGUACAGAGGCGGCAUGA
Messenger RNA from Penicillium longicatenatum, 1542 nucleotides. RefSeq names its product sugar porter family MFS transporter. Lineage: Eukaryota; Fungi; Ascomycota; Eurotiomycetes; Eurotiales; Aspergillaceae. The transcript is spliced from 3 exons. Bases 1 to 1542 code for a protein of 513 amino acids. Gene Ontology annotation, molecular function: carbohydrate:proton symporter activity. The record is from RefSeq and is a predicted model, not a curated record. Gene Ontology annotation, cellular component: membrane. Gene Ontology annotation, biological process: transmembrane transport; carbohydrate transport.